AUGUCUUCCGCCGACGGGAACACCAUACAUUAUCCGCCCUCGUCACAGGCGCUUCUCGGCUCCAACAGCGCCAUUGCGCCGGUGGGAGUGCCUCCUGGCGUUGCGCCGGGCCUCAUAAAUAAGUCGUUUUCCUCGCCCCACACGUCGCCUCCAACCAACGCGGCCACGCAGGCGCCAGGAAUGCCGGCUGCCAAUAUCCUCAAGAUCUCCAACUUGCCCUCGGAUAUUUCUGUCCGCGAGGCCCAUCUCAUAUUCGCACUCGUCAACGAUGAUAUUCUCAGCAUUGAUCUCUCCGAUGGCGUCAUCUCCGCCUACUUCAAGACGCUAGCCACCUGUGUGACCACCGGCAAGCUUCUAGAUGGCAAAUUCAUUUUCGGCAUCAAAUACCCCGCCAUCCAGGUGGACUUUGACAACAACAUGGGCAUCACCAGCGCCAACUCUGCAUUUGAAAACCUACGUUUAUCUACAUCCGCCAUCUCUCCAUCAUCCUCGCAUCAGCUCGCUGGCCAGCAGCAACAACAACAGCAGCAGCAGCAACAGCAAACCCUUCUGCAUCUGCAGCCUGUGUCUUCUACAGCCAACCCAGGCUUCGAUAACUUCCAAAAGCGUGCUUCGGUGGGUUCGCAAAGACUGCGCUUUCUUUUCAGCGAUCCUUUUGCGGGCGCCAAUGCUGCCACUGCAACCCCACAUAACUCCAUAUCUGCCGCUCCUGGCUCCAUUGUUCUUGGUGACCUUACAAGCAAAUCCUUCAUGAUGAUGAACUCGCAACCUGAGUCGAGAGACUACGACGGUUUGCCCCGUGACCCAUGGGGCACCCUGAACCUGGCUUUCACUUCAAACCCACAAACUCCGGGUCUUUCAUACGUCGCCAAUAGCUUCGAUUGGGGCAAUAAUGCUCCGCCAAGCGCAGGUGGAAGCGCCCUGAGUCAAAAUGUUCUGGGACAACCACAAAUCCAGCCACAAGCCCCACCAGUGCAAUCACAAGCUUCCCUUGGUGGUCAACAUAAUUUGAACUCUUCGCCACCAAAUCUUUCUCAGAUUCCUCUCAACCAAGCCGCUGCAAGCGCUGCAGCCAAUGAAAGAAGAAGAACAUCUGCAUUUUUCAACGGCGGCCAAAGUACAUCCGUCCCAAUUUCAUCUGGACAGGCUCAGACCCAAAUGGCACCUCUUUCAUCAGGCGCUCCUGGUCUUAAUCAAGCUACAUCACAACCUAAACAGCCUGUGUCCAUGCCCGCCCCAAACAGUGUUCCAAGAAACGGUUCCGCACAAGGACUCCUGGGUAAUUCUCUUCAACCUACAAACCAACAUAAUCCCGAUUCUUCAUCCUCAUCUGCACCAGCUCAGAGACAGAGCCUGAAGGAUGUUCCUGAUUUGUCAUUAUUAGCCAAGGUGCCUCCGCCAGCAAACCCUGCCGACCAGAACCCUCCUUGUAACACAUUGUAUGUGGGAAACCUCCCCCCUGAUGCUACUGAGGCUGAGCUUCGUGCAUUGUUCUCUCCACAAAAAGGAUUCAGAAGAUUGUCGUUCCGAACCAAAAACCAAUCAUCUGGCGCAAGCGGCAGCACCUCUGGACACAACCAUGGACCCAUGUGCUUUGUUGAGUUUGAUGAUGUUCUUUUGGCAACAGAAGCUUUGGCCGAUUUAUACGGAAGCGCCUUGCCAAGAACUAAUGGCGGAUCAAGCAAAGGUGGAAUCAGAUUGUCUUUCUCCAAGAAUCCAUUGGGUGUAAGAGGUCCAGGAAACCCCAGACGCACUUCCACUAAUCAGCUCAAUACAUCAAAUGGAAGCACAAACAACGGUGUCGGAAACUAUGGGUACCUGAGCUACCGGUGA
Australozyma saopauloensis is the source of this 1833-nucleotide messenger RNA. RefSeq names its product mRNA-binding protein (gene WHI3). Bases 1 to 1833 code for a protein of 610 amino acids. Lineage: Eukaryota; Fungi; Ascomycota; Pichiomycetes; Serinales; Metschnikowiaceae. Gene Ontology annotation, molecular function: RNA binding. The record is from RefSeq and is a predicted model, not a curated record. The transcript has a single exon.